Molecule: messenger RNA, 1600 nt
Organism: Caenorhabditis angaria
Lineage: Eukaryota; Metazoa; Nematoda; Chromadorea; Rhabditida; Rhabditidae
Source: the annotation of a GenBank genome assembly
AUGGAUCGCGAUUUUUUUAGUUUGGGAGGAUUAGGAAUGAACAAUGUAGUGAUUCCGGAACCCGAGCCAGAACCAUCAAGAAGUAAUAUCAAUCAGGCGGAUUUGAGAAGAGCGUUAGAGGAGGCGAAACUGAAAUCUGGCAAGCUUCUUAUCAAUGGUAUGUUGCACAAGGGGGCAUUUUUAAACUAAAUCAAAAUGCUGUAAAAAUUUUUGUAAUGUAAAUAAACAGAAAAUGAGAGUUAAAAAAAUUAAAUUCAAAAAUUUGAUCACAAUUUUUCAUUCCAGGACGCAUCGAACACGUCGACGAGCAUGAUCUUGAACAACUCGCUGAACUGGGUCACGGAAGUUGCGGUACAGUCACCAAAGAAAAAUACAAAAGUCUUGUGAUGGCAGUUAAAACGAUGCCAACAUCGUCAGAUAGUUAUUUAAUGUCUCGAAUUCUUAUGGAUAUUAAUGUGAUUUGUCAAUCUUUUGAUUGUCCAUACGUUGUCAAAUGUUACGGUUAUUUUAUCAAUGAUGUAAGUUGAUUUGAUUUGUACAUUUUUUCUUGGAAAACACACAAUUUCAGAAUCACGUUAAAGUAUGUAUGGAGGUAAUGGCGACAUGUCUCGACAGAUUGAUUCAAAGAGUCGGCCCGAUUCCUGAGCCAAUCAUUGGCAAAAUGACUGUUAGUAUUAUUAAUGCUCUUCAUUAUCUCAAAACUAGACAUGUAAGUUCGAUUGAAUAAUCAAUCAAUAUCCAGAUAGCAUUGAUAUUUCGCAAGCCAUCCAAAAAAAAAUCAAUAAAAUAAUGAAAAAUCAACAAUUUUUUGCAGAGUAUUAUGCACCGCGAUGUAAAACCAUCAAACAUUCUUCUUGACUGGAGUGGUGUUAUUAAAAUGUGCGAUUUUGGAAUUGCUGGAAGACUUGUUGCAUCGAGAGCUCUUUCGAAACAAGCCGGAUGUCCGUUGUAUAUGGCGCCAGAGAGAGUUGAUCCAAAUGUGAGUUGAGAGAUUAAAAUUUAAUUUAAUUUUACUCAGCUUUUUUUCGAAAUAGGCUUAUAGCUUUUUAACUUUGAAAAGUAUAUGAAAUUUUCGAAAAACAUUUUUUAGUCCGAACUUUAUUGAAACUAUAUUUUGCUAAAAUCAGAUCUACAUAUCCAGAAAAAUCAACCUCAAUACAUAUGUACAUAUUUUCAUUUUCAGAACUUGGAAGCCUACGGAAUCCGCAGUGAUGUUUGGUCGUUCGGUGUGACUCUCGUCGAACUUGCCACCGGUCAAUUCCCAUUUCACGGAAAAAACGAUAUGGAACGAUUGAUUGCAAUAAUGCGCGGUGAUCCGCCACGUUUGUCGGUCACCGAUGGAUUUUCGCCCGAAUUUUGCAAUCUUGUUGAGAUUUGUCUUCAACGAAAUCCAGAGAAUCGUCCAGAUUAUAAUCAAAUUUUGGUGAGUUUUUUUCUAGUAGAUUUAGUAGAUCAAAUUUGAAAAAAACGGUAGAUCAAAAUAUUCAGAAUCUUACAGCAAAAAAAAUAAUUUUUUUAGAAUCACCCAUUUUUGCAAUAUCACAUGGUCGCUGACACCAACGUCGAAGAAUGGUUUUUCAAUGUGAACAACCAAGAUUGA